AAGGCAGCCGUCCUGCACGGCUGACGGCCGUAUGUAGUUCACAGCGUAGUAGUUUGCCAGCCAUCAGUACGAUCGCCGCGUGCGGACGACUACCUAGAAUUAUCUUAAUUUAGACUAUAUAUCUGCUUUUACGAUGAGUUAUAAUGUGUUUCCAUAGAUUAUUUUUAUUCGUUCGUGUUAUUUCAUUACUCAAAAUGUAAAGAGUUUCCGAUUUCUUACGCGUCUCACCCCGGUGAACGAAAAUCUUGCCGUCGGCCUCCGCGGUUUCCAACUUAUACUUGUAAUCGGUUGUUUGGUUGUCACAUAAAAUAGAACUAUGCAACAAUGUGGAUUUUGUUCAAUGCUGUCAGGUUUUUUUAGACGUGCUAUGUGCGUUGGGAGCAGGCGGAGUAGCAGCGAGUCCUACUACCGAGAGCUCGGGGAUCAAGACACCCUGAAAAUCGACGAUCAAUCGGUGUUCUCCGAUGAUUCCGAAGAAAUAGUUCAAGUGGAGCAACCGAGGCGGCAAGUGCUGGAGCCGAGCGAGUUGGACAGCAUGGCCCGGCGGCUGGUGUGCACGGGCCGCUUCCUCACGAUGCACAAGCGCCGCAAGAAGCGCCUCCUCACCCGCUCCCUCUGCCAGGAGGAGGCGCUCCUUGACGACCUUCUUAUCGGACAAGUCAAGUGCAUCCUGCAGCAGUCGGUGCAGUGGAAAUUCAACGCGUUCACCUUGGAGAACGUCUCCGGCGGCCGCUGCCUGCCGGUACUCUGCAUCCACCUGUUCCACAUGUACGGGCUGAUCUCGCACUUCAAGCUGGACGUGGCGAAGGCGUGGCGGCUGUUCAGCCUCAUCGAGGAGGGCUACCACAGCACCAACCCGUACCACAACUCGGUGCACGCCGCCGACGUGACGCAGGCCAUGCACUGCUUCCUGCAGCAAAAGCGGAUCCGCGAGCACCUGGAGCCGCUGGAGGUGAUGGCAUCCCUGCUUGCCGCCAUCGCGCACGACAUGGACCACCCGGGCGUCAACCAGCCCUUCCUCAUCGCCACCUCCAACCACUUGGCUGCGCUCUACCAGAACACAUCGGUGUUGGAGAACCAUCACUGGCGCUCGGCGGUCAGCUGCCUCAUCGAGAGCGGUCUGCUGGAGCGCGAGCUGCGCGUGCGGCUCGAGCGGCAGGUCAGCUCGAUGAUACUGGCGACGGACAUCACGCGCCAGCAGGAGUACCUCAGCCAGUUCAAGACGUACAUAGACACAAACACACUGGACUUAAAGAAGAGCGAGCACCGUCACUUGGUGCUGCAGAUCGCGCUCAAAUGCGCCGACAUAUCGAACCCAUGCCGGCCCUGGGAGAUCAGCAGGAAGUGGAGUCUGAAGGUGUGCGAGGAAUUCUUCCGCCAGGGAGACUACGAGCGCAAGCUGAACUUGCCCGUGACCGCCUUGUGCGACAGGCACACCACCUCCAUCCCAAAGAUACAGACAGGUUUCUUCAAAUUUGUCGUUACCCCUUUGAUCACGGAAUGGCACAAGUUCCUGCAAAAUGACUUGUCAGCGCAAAUGCUUGAGAAUCUGAAAUACAAUCAGAGCAAGUGGGAGUCGCUGGUCGUACAGGAGAUGGCCGAGGAGACGCGGACUGAGAUCUCUGACGCUGAUAUGGUCGACGACGAUCUAGAAACAUGCUCCGGAACCAACAUCUCGGACAGCUCGGAGAUGCUUUUACCGCUGCGCAGGAGCUCGCUCAACCCACCGAAACCGAUUAGUCUGCGCGAGCAAUUGCGCCGGUUCUCUGUGCCAUUGAACGUUUUCCAGGAUUCGCGGUACAAAAAUAAGAGCCGAACGGGCUCUGUGGCUGAAGAACAGAGCCGGGAGCAAGGCAGCGCUAUGGGAAGCGAAUAUUCGCUCCACUCCCAGCUCAGCGUGCGCGGACACUGCGAGCACAAAGAAGCUGAAGAAAAAGUUCUUAGCACUGAGAAACUUUUGCCCGAUUCGUCGAUAGCCUCCAUCACUACCCCAGUGCAGGCGACGCGUCUGAAGACCGUCCUCAAAGAUGGUGGCAGCUGGAAGUUGGUUCGCCAGCAAACUUUCCCGCCAAUGGAGAUGUCCGGCCAGGCUCAGGCGCUGCUCUGCCGCCCGCUGUACACGAGUUCGGAGGACACUACCUAUCCUUCAAGCCAGGCGGCCGAAUUAUUCGAUAGAAGCAAGAUGGAGGGACAGAUGUGCAUAUUCCUGAACCCCGAGAAACCCGAGGAAAUUGCGCCCGUCGACGAGGAGGAGCAUUAUGAAGAAAAGGAGAACAUAAACACAUCGAACCGCUCCGGGAACGGGUCUAGUCGCCGCUGGGAAGUGGGCAGCCAGCUCAGGGAGAACUUGUCUACCGUGAGCCUAAGCAUGUUCCCCACGGGAGAGAUGUUGGGACGCAGGAAGUCCAUGCCAGCUGAUGAUGUUUACGCUCCCAAAGAAAAACGCAUGCGCGAGGUCGCCGCUGCCAUCCCGGAGAUGCUGCGCCACACGCUGAUCGGGAAGGAGUCGCCGACGCGGCGGCGCGGCUCCGCCCCGGCGCCGGUCAGCGCCUCGGAGCUGCCGGGGCUGACGGCGCUGGCGCGGAACGGUGCCCAGAGCGGCCGCAGAAGGCCGGCCCCGGUCUCCUGCCAGCAAUGGAUGAAGGACCUCCCGCACAUGAACCGCCGAAGCUCACUACCCGCUGAGGUGAUGACAGGGAUCUCAUCCCGCUGAGCUGUCCUCAUCAGACAACUCGGUGUAAGCGGAGUGACGUCACGCGUCACGUAACAUCCUACCAAAAUGACAAUUAGCUAAGUCUCUAGUACAAAUUUUUAUUUUAUGGAUUUAUUUAAAUCAAAUACCUUUAUUUAGGUUGUGUUCUUUUCUGUGAAUAUGUUGAUUCUAUUAUAAUUGUAAAGCGCAAAUUUUUACGUCAACUUCGUAUCAGUCAGUGCAGCUCAAUUGAAACGACGACUGAGUGUGAAUAUAUUGCAUUGUCUCUUUUUAAUUUAGCUCCAUAAGAAGUGUUAGUCUCAUUUUUAGUAUUUAACAUCUAUAUAGUCAUAGUUUUAGGCGUCGUACAUAUUUUGGACAAUUUCUAGUAGUGUGUAUAUAGUAUGCGAUAGGAAAAUUCAGUAUUAUUCAAUUUUCUUUGUAUAUUGUAUAAUUGUUAUAGUGCAUAAUAACUAUUGAUGUAAUAGAUGCGUAUGAAUAUCAUUGAAAUGGAUUUUAACUUGUCUAAACUGAUUAUAAAGUUUUUAACGUUCACUUUAUGUAGACCUUUCAUCGAGUCCAGUUACUUCUCUGUCGCACUCAUACUUUAUAUAAAGGAAAGAGACACACAAUAAAACACCGAAUUUUUCGUACAAACUCAACAACUAGGUUGACAUUGAAUGUUCGUUCCACCAACCACGUACGAAUAAAAAGUUGAAGGGUAGCAGGACUUUAUGAAUGGAUUAGUUAUAUAAGGUUAUUCAUGUACAUGUAAAUUUUUGAAAUUUGUAAAUUAUAUUCAAUCCUAAAUAUAACUAACUACCUAUUCGAUGUUUAAUAUGAUAUAAAAUUAUUAAAUAAACAACAAAAAAAAAAAACAGAACUAUCUUGGAGAUGACUGUAUGGCAUAAUAUUUUAUUUACGAACGAAACGUGUAAAUUUAAAUUUGCAAAAAGUUGUGCCAACUAUUUUCGAUAACGGCUUUUCAAAAUUUUUAAUAUUUUAUAUCUAUAACAAUUUGUAUACAUCUCCGUAUUGAGUAGAUUUCGUACGUCUCGUCUGCAAACCUGGUGAGAAAUAUUCUCGCUUAUGUGUGCUUAGGUCCAAUGUCAUUAACAUUCGUCAUUUACAUACAAUAAAGAAAACAAAUAAAAAAAAUAUUUUAUCCAUAAGAUGGCAGGGAACCGCGCUCAUUUGUAAAUAAUACAAAUCAUUAAUCAAAUCACAAAUUUUAAAAUAGAUGACGCUUAUUGUAGUUCUAAGUACUAAUUAUAUCUCUAGUCUAGUCUAAUUAUUAUACACGUAGUUAUAUGUGUGCGUGAAAGUGAGGAAGCGCCACCUGGCGGAGGUCUACAACGACUAUUGAGGUACAAUGGCGGAGAGCCGUUGGGAGCAAUUCGAUUUGACUGAAAUUUUGCAACGCUAGAUGAGGUGGGACUGAGGGUCCGGGGUGUUAUGCCGCGAUCUGAUCGGACGUGAUAUCAGCGCAACACGCCAGAUAUGCGCUCGGGGUUGGCUUUGGCAGAACUGAAGGUGUAGGUACAGAGAUUCCGAACGAGUCGAGACGAUCGGGCCAACUCGGCCGUGUGUCAAAUACAUUAUUCUACCAGUGUCACGUAGCGUUAGAAUUGUGUCCGCUUCAAUAUUUACGUCUACUAAAGUGGACACUUCACAUGAUAUUAGUACCAAUAUGUAUUUUGAGUUUUCGAAUGAUUUGUGUGGGUGCUGUUUUGUUUUAUGGGUCAAAAGUGACGGGCACAAAUAUUGAGGAAUGGCUUAGCGUAAAACGUGCUCAAACUAUCGUUUAUGCAAAUCUUAAUAUUUAGUUCUAGACGUCGCGGUUGGUUAAUGUAUCUUUCUUGAAGCUUUAACACAUCCGUAUGUAUUGUUUCUUUUAUUCUGUCGCCGUGCGUUUCGACCGCGACGCCAUCAAUAUCUGCUUUAUAGUAUCUACCUAAUCCUGUGCUCGGAUUCUAAUAUUUAUUUUAUUCCUUGGCUAAAGGUAUCUCUUGACUGUUUAUGUUCAAAAUUUCUAUUGAGCAUUGAUUAAAUAAUAUUCUCUGUGUAACAUUAAAGUGUAUUUUAUCAUUAAAUGUAUAUGAAUGUCGUGGAAAACAAGUAGGUGUUAAAGUUAAUGUCAAAACUCGACAUCGGUUGCGAUAACUAAAUUCAAAUUGCCUUGAAUUUGACGAAUUUCUAGAAGUGAUAGAUAGUGUAAGUAUUAAUUUGGAGGCAGGUUGGGAUUGGGGGGCAUGUUUUGUGAGGAGUUGGGGGUUUUUUGUUCUUGAAUCUCCACACUAUUUUCUAUAUACGACGUAGACCGUCGUAUUCGUUCUUUCAGAACUUUAUUUAUUGUCUAAUUUAUGUGCUCUUCGUUUAAUUAUGGGUAGUGGUUAUGUAGAUGUAAAUAAAUAUAUCUAAAGAGUGGGGUGAGAGCGGCGGGCCGCGGAGUGUGGUGUGACGACAAAAUUGCUAAGUAAAAUAAGGAUAUUUAGUUAUGGAACCGUUGUCGAUCCCCGUAGAUCCCAGUUCUGAUGUCGUGGUAGCCACUUGGCCAUAUUUGGCUCUAAUGUACUGUAAUUACGUAACGUAGAUGAUACCCCCUUACUGUAGAACUAAAUAUUUCAUUCGACACCAUUUUAGGUGUAUUUUUAAAUUAUUAUUCAAUUUACUGGCGCGUUUGUUUUACACGUCGCGUCUUGAUUUUAAUCUUUGAUUUUAUUUUUGCAAUUAAUAUUGUUUGUUAGACAUGUUACAAGUUUUUGUUCAACGCAACGGUGGUGAUUCCUGAUAUUUCAGGAUUUAUGUGUAUUGAAUUCUAUUAUAUUGAAUUUUCAUUGUGUUAAUUGACGUUUUUACUAUUCUAUUCAUGAUUUUGCAGCUAUUUUCCUAUUUUUUACACCGUGCUAUCUACCAUCUGUUGCGUUAAUAUGAACUUCCUCGAUCCUUUUUAGCAAAUAAUAUAUUUGUUAAUAAUAACCAGUAAGUGGACUAAGCUAAGUAUAUGUGUAAUUACGUUCCUGAUAAUCUUGGAAUAUAACGUAAUUUUGUUUUAAUUUAUUAAAAAGUGCAUAUCAGUGAUGCUCUUAGGCACCUUUGAUGUUAAAUGUAAUCGCACAAAGCAUUAAGAGGCAAUUCUAACUACAUUUCGACCAAAAGAAUUAAAACUGCACUUUAUUGUAAUAUAUAAAUUUAUAAGAACACAACAGCGCCAUCUAGUCAAUAUCCUUCUGACUACAAGAAACUUGUCACGAUAGCGUUGCAAAUAUACAAAAUAUGCUUUUAAAAUGUUUAUGACUCGUCUCAAAUUGUGGGUUGUCUUUCGCACUAAAUUAUUUGAAGUUAUGAGAAAGAGUUAUAAGGAGCAAUUGAAAUUUUGUUUUGUUCCUAUGCGACGUUAUUUAUCCUAUUGCAUUUAGUCUCAAACCAAAAUAUCAAAUGAAAUAAUGAGUUAAGGAGUAUUUCAGUUUCUUGUUGACUUUAUUUUUAAUUAUUGACUUCAAUAUGACUAUUUAUUGACUUUAUUUUUAAUUAUUGACUUCAAGAUACGAUAAAAAUGCGUGACAAAUUGCGACAUGAUUGAUUGAUUUUUGUUCUUUUGGUCGAAAUUGUCAUAAUAAUCUGUUUCGGUGUUAAAUGUUUAUUUUAUAAGUACAAUAAUUUAAUGUUAAGUACAUUUGAAACGCGCUGGUAGCACAUAUGUGGUUUAUUAAUAUUGUUCGUUUAUUUUUCGGUUUUAUUCAUCAGUUGAGUUUUAUUUUAUCGGAUUUUGUUUAUCCAUUUUUAUUUUGUUUUUAUUUUUUUGGAAUAUUUCGCAUUAUAAUUUACAAUGAAAAUUUGUUACAUGUUCAUUUAGUACUUAAAAUAAAUAUUUUAUAAAUAUUAUUUUGUUGGUUUUUUUCCUUUUUGUAUAUAUUUAUUCUUUUUUUUCUCAUAUGUAUUUCAUUACACGGUUGGUAAAGUCCACAGUGUUGCCUGCAGUCUCUUCGUGAGAUUAAUAGACUUUAAAUUAUAUUCAUUAUGCUUGUUACUUAGAAUUCAUAAUUUAAUAAAUAGGAACCAAAAAGGAGACGGUUUCUGAAUUAAUUGGAUUUUGUUCUCCAUUAUCCAGGUUGAAAUAUAAAAAUAAAAAAAGUUUUUAAUUUAUUCGAGAGGAUAAUUAAUUCUACAGUUGUUUGUUUUUAAAUUUUGUAAGCGAAAGGUAUUUUAUUUAAUUAAAUAUAAAUUAAUUUUAACUUAAAUAUUAAAUAAUUUUUCAAACUAACUCGCACAAAACAUUCGAGGCACGCUGUGGAUAGUCACAACUCGACCCAUAUAAUAUUGUAGUUUACGUAUUUUAUACCUACCAUCGAAUUUAAAUUUUAUUAAACUUUAUGACUUGGAAUGUUUACAUCUUGAAGACUGCAAUUUAUUUACUAAUUAUAUUGUAGUGAUGCCGCGGGGCGAACACUAGUCAACUCUCAGGAUCGACUGCUGACCAGUCGAGAUAUUUCAUAGUUUUAAUACGCGUACUGUAUCUUUGUAUAUAUAAUCUAUAUAACUAUUAGCUUCUAAUACAUUUUCAUAUUAGAGUAGAUUUUCUGGUUAUAUACACGUGGCCCACUCCUGAGGUUGAUUAGUUGACAAUCAUGUAUUACUGUUAAAUGCGUCUGCUAAAUCCGUUUUUAUUAGUACUUCAUU
Zerene cesonia (dogface butterfly) is the source of this 7372-nucleotide messenger RNA. Its product is annotated as cAMP-specific 3',5'-cyclic phosphodiesterase 4A-like. Gene Ontology annotation, molecular function: 3',5'-cyclic-AMP phosphodiesterase activity. The coding region runs from base 317 to 2713 and encodes 798 amino acids. The transcript is spliced from 11 exons. NCBI's taxonomy places the organism in Eukaryota, Metazoa, Arthropoda, Insecta, Lepidoptera, Pieridae. The record is from RefSeq and is a predicted model, not a curated record.